Aureococcus anophagefferens is the source of this 3198-nucleotide messenger RNA. RefSeq lists its product as hypothetical. Bases 1 to 3198 code for a protein of 1065 amino acids. NCBI's taxonomy places the organism in Eukaryota, Pelagophyceae, Pelagomonadales, Pelagomonadaceae. The transcript has 3 exons. The record is from RefSeq and is a predicted model, not a curated record.
AUGAACAACCCGACGCGGCUGAGCGGGUUCUGCGGCACGCCCAUCGGGCUGAAGCGCGACGGCGCGCGGCCGCCCUGGUCGCGGCGCGAUAGCGAGGCGAGCGACUACAGCUGCGCCUACGAGGUCGACGUCGACGGCCUCGACGAGGGCGACCUCGUGAAGCUCAAGCUGCCGGAGCUCCCCGCGCACGUGCGCGACGCCUUCCGCGCCGUCGCCCGGGGCGACGCGGCGAUGCUCGAGGCCGCGCUCGACGGCGAUGAACGGUUAGUUUACUGCGCGAACCAGGGCGGCUCGUCGCUGCUCGAGGUCGCGCGGGAGCGCGGCCACGAUGCCUGCGUGGACGUGCUGCGGCGGCGGGAGCGCGCGAACGCGCUCCUGCGCACGCCCGCGGUCCCCGAGGAGGCGUCCGUCGCGUCGACGGGGUCGCCGCCGUCCGCGUCGACGGAAUCGCCGCCGUGCGCGGCGCCGGCCUGGUACGACACGCCCGCCCGGGCCAUCUGGACGCCGCCGCUGAAGCGCACGCCCAAGGCGAUGCCGCUGGACGACUGGCUCGAGGCGCAGGAGCUCGGGCCGCUGUCCGAGAGCCUGAGCGACAUGGCCGGCGACGUCGACGACCUGAAGGAGAUGACGGACGACGACGUCGACGAGCUCCUCGCGGCGGCGACGGCCCUCUUCGCCAGCGCGACGCUGCGGGACUCCUGCGAGUCGCGGCUCCGCGACUCGCUCCGGGCCAUCGGCGCGAACGUCUCCGCGUCGUCCGGCGGCGACCGCGGCGACGACGGCGGCGACGGCGGCGACGGCGCGAGCCUCGACGCCGUCGACGACUUCGACGAGCGCGGCGACUUCGACGACGACGACGCCGACGGCGAGGUGCCGGCCGUGCGGCCCUGCCUCGUGUUGUCGCCCGCGGAGGCCGAGGGCGUCACGAACCAGGUGUGCGCGCCGCCGGAUCCGCCGGCGGUGUCGCCGCCGACGCCCGACCCCAAGGCGCCGCCGGACCUGCCGCCCUUCUCCGAGCUCGGCAAGGACGGCAACUUCACGACGCCGCGGCCGGCGCGCGGCGCCGGCGACCCGUUCUCCGAGGCGCGCGACGCGCGGGACCCGUGGCCCGCGUGCCCCUUCUCGGAGCUGAGCCACACGGUAAUGUCACGUUACAAGGCGAAGAAGGAGUGCCCGACGUGCCUGAACACGUUCACCCCGCAAGCAUUUUCCAUUCACGUGAAGUACUGCGGGCAGCCGAAGGUGGUCUACACGCUCGCGCCGCCGGAUUUCCGUGCGAACCUCGACCCGCGGGUGUGCCCGACGUGCUCUUUGAAAGCGAGGCCGAAGAAGCAACUCAACACACAAACCAAUGAGUAUGAGCCCGUGUGCUGCGCCUGGGGCGAGCGCGGCCACAAGGGCGCGGCCGACGAGGAGACAGCGCGGCAGGCUUCUAACGAAAAAGAGUGCGACCGGAAACGAGACAUGCGCGACGUCGACGGGAUCUCCUUCCAGCGAGCCCGCGGCGACGAUAUCGUGCACUGGAAUAAGCCAUUUGAUGCGACGGGUGUCCCCCGCAGCGAGGCCUUGCACGCCUUCGUGCGGGACUGCCCGAACUGGAAGGAGCUGCUGGGCUGGAACCCCAACGACUACCGAGACGCGCUGGACGACGUCGUCGACGCCAAGAUCGUUUCGCUGUGCCGACUCGUUCUCGGCGACGCUUCGCCGCACCACCGCUUUCAAGUGUUUAUGCAAUUAUACAAGCUGUACCCAUCGGAGACGGUUUCGUCCAUCGACGACUGCCACUACUCGCACAUCGCGGAGUCGGCCAUCAUACUCGUGACGAAGGAGGACAACAUGUUCGGCAACCUGUCGCCCCUGAUUACCCUGCUCGUCAGCGGCUUGGUGGACGGCGCGCUGCAGCAGGGCAUGCUCUCGCGGCAGGUGCGCGCCGUCAAGUCGGACAACCGCCGCAACGCCGCCGGACGUCAGUCGCGCGCGGCUUUGGAGACGGCGAAGAAGAAUGCGUACCACUCGCUCGGCCCCCUCGCGCGGCGCGCGCUGGGCGUGCUCCGGUCCAACGACGCGACGGCGGCCGGCUGCGACUUCGGCAGCCUGGGGAACCAGACCGUCCCUUUGAUGGCGUUCAACUCCAGGGCCGCCGACGAAAUCCUCGUCGGCGACUCUACGACGCGAUCCCACUCGCGACCGGCCAACGACGACAUCGCGCGGACGCUGCCGACGCUCGGGGCCGGCGACAAGGUCAAGUUCUUCGUGUCGCUCGACGCGAGCAACGUCAUCGAGUACGUGGGCAUCGAGGGCGACUCCUGGCGGCGCGACUCCGUCAAGGCCUACGGGCACUUCUCGGAGACGUACGACGAGUUGGUCUUCGCGCAGAAGUCUGACACUUCCUGGGAGGCCUGGCUCGUCAAUCUUUGCCGCCAGGACGGCUGCGGCGGCGUCGUCGACGGCUUCGACGUGUCCUUCGAGGUCAACGGCGUCAAGGUAGGGCGCGACCUCUUCACGCACCCCCUGGACGUGAAGAUUUCGAACGCGCUGGACGCGAACCAGGAGCGCAUCGCCGACAACCGCGAGUUCGGCGCGAGCGACGUCCCGGACGACGACUGGCCCGGCAACCGCGAGCUGCGCGUGCGAUGCCUCGCGGCGUGCAUGCCGCUCGCGGACGACGCGUUCCGCGUCUACAGCGUCGUCUUCGAGAAGCGCCUCGUCGCCGCGAUGGCCAGCGGCGACGCCUCCCAGGUCGUCAAGGUCCUCGAGGCUUGUUACGGCGACGUCCGGGACACGGCCGAGUCCAUGGGCGCGGACGGCUACCGCACGGCGAUCCGCGAGCAGUUCCGGGCCCAGUGCGCGCCGGCGAUCUUUGAGCGCCUCUCGCGGCCGCGGCGCGUGCGCGUCGUCACGUACCGCGUCGACGACCUCGACGCGGCCCCGACGGAGCGCUUCGUCGACGUCCCGCGGCUCGCGGCGCGCGUCGGCCUGGAGGCGGCCGCGCCGGCCCAGCCAGCCCCCGGCCGGCCCGUGCCGGACGCGCGGGCGUUCGCCGCGCCCGCGCGGCCGUCGCCGCUCGACGACGGCCACCUCGACCUCGACGUGCCCGAAUCGGAGGCGCCGACGAGCCGCUCGCGCGAGAAGCCGCCGCCGCCCCCGGACCGCUACGACCCGCUCACGAGCGGCACGUCGCUCUUCGGCGAACCGUAA